Messenger RNA from Cryptotermes secundus, 647 nucleotides. It is a transcript of the gene RpS27A, whose product is annotated as ubiquitin-40S ribosomal protein S27a. Gene Ontology annotation, cellular component: cytoplasm; ribosome; nucleus. NCBI's taxonomy places the organism in Eukaryota, Metazoa, Arthropoda, Insecta, Blattodea, Kalotermitidae. Gene Ontology annotation, biological process: translation; modification-dependent protein catabolic process; protein ubiquitination. Gene Ontology annotation, molecular function: protein tag activity; ubiquitin protein ligase binding; structural constituent of ribosome. The record is from RefSeq and is a predicted model, not a curated record. The coding region runs from base 126 to 596 and encodes 156 amino acids. The transcript is spliced from 4 exons.
CUGGAGUAGAGACUGCACUCUGAGAUUUGUUACAUUUUCCGUGAGCAUUACUGCUUCCUGUUCCUGUACGUUCUUCGGCUAGUGGAUGUGGUGUUUGCGUUAGGAGAAGGUAGCCAGACACCAAGAUGCAGAUAUUUGUGAAAACCCUCACGGGGAAGACGAUCACCUUAGAGGUCGAGGCUUCUGAUACAAUUGAAAAUGUGAAAGCUAAGAUUCAAGACAAGGAAGGUAUUCCUCCCGAUCAGCAGCGUUUGAUCUUUGCUGGAAAACAGCUUGAAGAUGGUCGAACUCUGUCUGACUACAAUAUUCAAAAGGAGUCUACACUUCACCUUGUGCUUCGCCUGAGGGGGGGAGCAAAGAAGCGCAAGAAGAAGAAUUACUCGACUCCUAAGAAGAUAAAGCAUAAGAAGAAGAAGGUCAAGCUUGCUGUACUGAAAUACUACAAGGUGGAUGAAAAUGGAAAGAUCCAUCGCCUGCGACGAGAGUGCCCUUCUGAACAGUGUGGUGCUGGGGUCUUCAUGGCCGCUAUGGCGGACAGGCAUUACUGUGGGAAGUGCGGUUACACCCUGGUAUUCAGCAAACCAGACGACAAGUGAAUUUAAAUUGUAUGUACUAUGUGCACCAAUAAAAUAAUUAACAGUUUAUAA